This is a messenger RNA of Balaenoptera musculus (blue whale), 2906 nucleotides long. It is a transcript of the gene PHAX, whose product is annotated as phosphorylated adaptor for RNA export. Gene Ontology annotation, cellular component: nucleus. The coding region runs from base 519 to 1874 and encodes 451 amino acids. The transcript has 5 exons. NCBI's taxonomy places the organism in Eukaryota, Metazoa, Chordata, Mammalia, Artiodactyla, Balaenopteridae. Gene Ontology annotation, biological process: snRNA export from nucleus. The record is from RefSeq and is a predicted model, not a curated record.
CUGAAUCAUGAGACAGCAUAACCUGUGCAAGAAUAGGGUGUCGGGGUGUUGGAGAGUCCGCCAGGCAGAGGGAACAGCAACUGCAAAGCCCCUGGGCCGGGAAAGGACAAAGGGUGCCUGAGGAACAACGUGAGCAGCGCCAGCGUGGCUGGAGAGCCGGAGGGGGACACCAGACAGAGGCACACACCCGCGGCCCUGCUGGCCGUGCUGAGAACUCAAGCCUUAUCGUGCGGAGGAAAGCCCUGGAAGGUAUGAGCAGGGCGGUGACCUCACGUCCCGUCUGCAAGGCUCCCCGGGAAGCUACAUGCAGGGUGGAUCGCAGAGGAGCAAGAAUGCAAGCAGGAAGGCCUGUCCAGAGCAUCCAGGCGAGGGUUGUGAGGCCGAGGGAGGAAUCCCUCAUGGCCGCCAUCCGUGCGCAUCUUUAGGUUUGCCGGAAACAGGUCGGUAGGGAACGCGCCAGAGUGCUGAGGCAGCAGAGGACUCAUUCUCCCAGAGUAGCGUUAAGCGAGCGGGUUGCAAUGAUGACGCAACAUCUGCGAGCCUCGACCCAGGCGUCUGGGUCCACCGGCCGCCGGGGCGGAAGCAACCCCCUCGCGGGGGCGCCCGACCAGUCACAGCCAGCCGGACCAGCCCGCCGCCCCGCCGGAAGUGCCCUCUCGGCCAGCUGCGCCGCGCCGCGCCGCGGGAAGAUGGCGCAGGAGGCAGGAGACAUGGAAGAUGGGCAGCUUUCUGACUCGGAUUCCGACAUGACGGUGGCACCCAGCGACAGGCCGCUGCAGGUGCCGAAAGCACUAGGUGGGGACUGUGCAGUGAGGCCCUUCCAGAGUACUGCAACAGUGUGUGCUCCGGUAUCACAUUAUCGGACUGUUAAAAGUGUGGAUUCAAGUGAGGAGAGUUUUUCAGAUUCAGAUGAUGAUAGCUCUCUCUGGAAACGCAAACGACAAAAAUGUUUUAACACUCCUCCCAAACCAGAGCCUUUUCAGUUUGGCCAGAGCAGCCAGAAACCACCUAUUGCUGGAGGGAAGAAGGUUAACAACAUAUGGGGUGCUGUGCUGCAGGAACAGAGUCAAGAUGCGGUGGCCACUGAACUUGGUAUCUUGGGAAUGGAGGGCACUAUUGACAAAAGCAGGCAAUCCGAGACGUACAAUUAUUUGCUUGCUAAGAAACUUAAGAGGGAAUCCCAAGAGCAUACAAAAGAAUUAGACAAAGAGCUAGAUGAAUAUAUGCAUGGUGGCAAAAAAACGGGAUCAAAGGAGGAGGAAAACGGGCAAGGUCAUCUCAAAAGGAAACGACCUGUCAAAGACAGACUAGGAGACAGACUAGAAAUGAACUAUAAAGGCCGAUAUGAGAUCACAGAGGACGAUUCUCAAGAGAAAGUGGCUGAUGAAAUUUCUUUCAGGUUGCAGGAACCAAAGAAAGAUUUGAUAGCCCGAGUAGUGAAGAUAAUUGGGAACAAAAAGGCAAUUGAACUUCUGAUGGAAACUGCUGAAGUUGAACAAAAUGGUGGCCUUUUUAUAAUGAAUGGUAGUCGAAGAAGAACACCAGGUGGAGUUUUCCUGAAUCUCCUGAAGAACACUCCUAGUAUCAGUGAGGAACAAAUUAAGGACAUUUUUUACAUUGAAAAUCAAAAGGAAUAUGAAAAUAAAAAAGCUGCUAGGAAGAGAAGAACACAAGUGCUGGGAAAAAAGAUGAAACAAGCUAUCAAAAGCCUAAAUUUUCAAGAAGAUGAUGAUACAUCACGAGAGACUUUUGCAAGUGACACAAAUGAGGCCCUGGCCUCUCUUGAUGAAUCACAGGAAGGACACGGAGAGUCAAAGUUGGAUGCGGAGGAAGCCAUUGAGGUUGAUCACUCUCAUGAUUUGGACAUCUUUUAGGACAUUUUGAGAAAUAAGCCUUUCUAAGAUAACAUUGUAAUAAACCAUUUCUACUGCGAUUGCUUUAUUUUACUUUGCACUGAUAAACCCAAAAAUCUGGAGAGAACUGUUGUCUUGUUUUAAAUAAAAUUGAAUAUGUGGGAGAUGAAUGCAAUAAGAACAUUUAAAACUUUCUCAUGUCUGACAAACUACUUAAAAGUAUAUAGCAGAGGAUUUAAUUUCUCAAUCUGUUGCAUGUGCUAAUCAUUACUAGUUGAUAAUCAGUUUUGUCCGGGUCAUGUAACAUGCCAUUCAAAAGUUUGUUUUCUUUUUCUGAUUUAUCUUUGCAGUGAUUUAUGAUCGGUUUCAAACAUUCCAUUAAAAGAUCCUAAGACAUAAAUUGUUAAGCUAUUACAAAUGCAUUCAAAUUUAGUUUUUCUGUGUUCUAAGAACUCUUAAGCAGUUUUAAUAAUAGAGACUAAAAAUAGGUUUAUACCAGUGGCUCUUCCCACUUGUUUGUCCAGAAGUAAAUAAACAUCAGAAGCUUUUCAAAGAAGUAUCUGUUCUUAACUUUAACUUUGUUUUUGACCUCUUAUUAGUUACCUUGGUCAUAUAUUAAAUACUGAAUAUGAUCCAUACCUGCAUAAUUACCAUGACAUUUAAAAAAUUCCCAGUGACAGCCUGCCUAAGACUGUUUUACCUUAUGUUAAGGAAGUUAGGUAUUAAAAAUGUUUCAUCUGCAUGAUGUUUAAAAUUAUUCAUUUUUAUUUAAGGAAAUAAAGGUAGUUUACUUAAGAUGUUCCAGGAGUUGACUACAGUUUACAAAAUAGAUUAAGCAAAAAUAUGUAGGGAGCAAUUAUUAACAAUUCUUUGCAGCAGUGUACUUGAAGUCUUUCAGUAGUUUCUGAAAUACAUGAUCAUUGAAGUUGGAGCUAAGUAUCUAAGCAGGGAAAGAAAAGGAAAUGGUAAUUGGUUACAUUUUAUUCAUAAAGAAUGCAAAAAUAAAAUUGGAGUUCUGGCAGUCCUUAAUGAGUUUCAAGUGAUUUUAUUUUU